Molecule: messenger RNA, 1169 nt
Organism: Melanotaenia boesemani (Boeseman's rainbowfish)
Lineage: Eukaryota; Metazoa; Chordata; Actinopteri; Atheriniformes; Melanotaeniidae
Product: GATOR complex protein DEPDC5-like
Exons: 7
Coding region: 25-1140 (371 amino acids)
Biological process (GO): positive regulation of autophagy; negative regulation of TORC1 signaling; cellular response to amino acid starvation
Cellular component (GO): lysosomal membrane; GATOR1 complex
Molecular function (GO): GTPase activator activity
Source: RefSeq, a predicted model, not a curated record
UUCAUGUGUUUUUUUUCAUAGAAAAUGCUUGAUGAAGGUUUGGUGGCUCAUGCUUCAGGAGACGCUAUGCGUACUUUUGUCUAUGGCUUCUACUUCUAUGGGAUCGUAGGAGAAAAGGAUGGUCUGACCUCCCAGCUUAUGACCACGGCGGCUGGAGGCUGGUCAGCUGCAGCUCUUGAAGACUUUGCCCUUUUCCAGAGGAAAUGGUUUGAGGUGGCCUUUGUGUUGGAGGAGCGGCGCCCCUGCGACCUUCCAGCCUUUCUCCUACCCUGGCUACCCAGCCGGCCAGCCUCCUACGCAAGUAGGCACAGCUCCUUCAGCCGCAGCUUUGGAGGACGCAGCCAGGCCGCCGCACUGCUAGCUGCUACAGUCCCGGAGCAGAAGACGGUCACCCUGGACGUCAACAACCGCAGUGACCGCACCGAAUGGUGCAGCUGUUAUUACCAUGGCAACUUCUCUCUGAACGCUGCCUUCGAGAUCAAGCUGCACUGGAUGGCCGUGACUGCUGCAGUGCUCUUUGAGAUGGUCCAAGGAUGGCACCGGAAAGCGGCGUCCUGCGGCUUCCUGCUGGUUCCGGUGCUGGAGGUUCCCUUCGCGUUGACGUCCUAUCUGUACGGAGACCCGCUCAGAGCUCAGCUCUUCAUCCCUCUCAACAUCCAGUGUUUGCUGAAGAACAGCAACGACAACCUGUUUGAAGGAUUUGAACCAGAAACCUACUGGGACAGGAUGCAGCUUUUCCAGGAGGCCAUACUUUACAGGUUCGGUUUCAUCCACGAUAAGUUUUCUGCGUCCACCUUUAAUUUCCCCACAGAGAGCAAACCUCAGUACAUCCAUGUUACAGGCACCGUGUUCCUGCAGCUGCCGUACUCCAAGAGGAAGUAUUCCAGCGGGCAGCAGCGCCGCCGCAGAAACUCCACCACCUCCAACAGCCAGGGCCCCUUCGGUGGCGAGGAGAGGGUGGGCUACUACUGGGCCUACAACACCAUGCUGACCAAAGCCUGGAGGACGGGCGUGCUGGGGGACGAGAGGGUGGCCGACCGUCUGCUCAGAGACUUCACCGACUUCUGCUCCAACAAGGACAACAGACUGCUGAACUUCUGGGACGGCUGCCAUGACAAAAUGAACGCCAGCGCGCCCUGAAAACGACUUCCUGUUUUUAUUUAUCCUGU